UGUCACAUUCUCUUAUGAGUCCCACUAAUUAAUCAAUUUCUCAUCAAUAAUCUCUUUUUUAUGCCUUCUUCUUCAACCCACUCUCCUCUCUACAAAUUAAACACCUGCAAAUGAAUCAAGAAACUGAUAUCAAGUCUUAAACAUGUUUGACAUCUGGUUUGGUUGGUCCAAAGCUUCAAAAUGUAAGAGAACAAUAAAAAGAGGGAGGUGCAGGCUGAAGCUGAUAAAGAACAAGAGGGAAGCAAUUGCAAGGCAAUUGAGAAAAGAUGUGGCUGAACUCAUACAUUGUGGCCAUGAUGAAACUGCUCUUAACCGGGUUGAGCAGCUCAUUGAAGAUGAAAGGCUAGCUGCUGUAUAUGAAUUGCUUGAUCAUUACUGUGAAUUUGUUCUUUCUCAACUCUCCUAUAUCCGAAGGCACAGGGACUGUCCUAAUGAUAUCAAUGAAGCAGUUUCUAGUCUUAUAUAUGCUUCUGCAAGAUGUGGGGAGAUUCCUGAGCUCUGUGUCAUAAGGAAGCUAUUUGGAGAGCGUUAUGGUGACAAGUUUGUCACUACAGCUAUGGAGCUGCUUCUUGGAAAUCUUGUAAACAAUCAGUUAAAAGAGAACCUAUCAGGAAAUCCAGUGUCAGAAGAUCUCAAGUUGAAAAUGGUUGAUGAAAUAGUAAGGGAAAACUGCACACAAGAACAGGUUUUAGCCAUUCAAUACUACCCCAGUUGGCAACAAGAACAGGUCAAAGAAAACAAAGGUUAUCAAGUACAUCCUUCAGAGACUGAAGAGAUAGAAAGGGAUCUUACAUGUGUUGAUUCAUCUAUGUCCAAACCAAAUGACUCUUGUUCUUCACCAAAAUCUACCUUAAUUGAUGUUUCUGCAAUUGUACCUGCUGUUCAGAAGUAUCCUCCAUAUAUCCUGAACUCUCCUUUGAAAAAGAAAACAGUGAACUUUACUGAGCUUGAGGAUUAUGGUGGUGACAUUGAGGAAUGUGAGUUUUCUGUAUCAAAAGAUGGUACUUUCCAGGACCAAACACUAUUUAAGUUCAGAACCUCUGGCCAAUCCAAGAGAGAACGAAAAGAAACUCAAAUUACUUGUUAUGAAAGCAACAUAGAUCGACACGAGUCGUGGAGCGAAAAGUCAAGCAUAAGGGCCUAUACAAAGAGCAAAAGGGUUAAAAGGCCAAGAAGGAGAUCAGCAUCUUUUGAAAGCAUAGGCAUAAUGGAUAUUGGAUACAUGGUAUACUAUCAUAAGCCAUGGAGAAGUCCCUCGGCGCAUAAACACGGCACUCAUCGCCUCAGAAAGGAUCAAAAGCCUUCGCCGGAUGGAAUUUCCCUAUCAAGCUAUGCUCAGAAGAGAUUGAAGGAAAAGAUUUCGGAGUCGAGUCAAAGUGAAGAUGGCACAAGGAGAAGAUCUUUCAACAUGAGAAUGAGUGGAUGCAGCUUGGACCAACCUUGUCAAUUUCUCCUCUAUGAUUAUGAUGAUGAUAAACCAAAGAAAUGGAUCAAAGCUACACAUUUUCAUCAAGUUUCGGUUGAUGAAUGUUGUGAUUGCCAACCCUUCAUGGAUGAUUUAGUUACCACUAACAUCACUCAGAGGCCGAGGCCGAAUCAAAAGAGUUAUAGUGGUGAAACUAAGCAUCAUUUUCUUGGAAGCAAUGAAAUAGAAACAGAGUACUCUGUUUUAAAGGGAAACUAUGCUUCUUCCAAAUGUUCCAAUGCAAGGAAUACUACUUGUUCCUUAACAAGAACAGAAACAGAAGCUAACUACUCGAGGGCCGUGUCGAUGCCUCAAGAUCGGCGGCGCAGUUGUGGCAAAGACAAGAUGGUUAGAACAUACUCAUGUCCAAAUCAUGUUCAUCCAAAGUUGCCGGAGUAUGAUGACAUAGCUGCAAAGUUUACUGCUCUAAAGAGAGAGCGCCAAGAAAGCAAAAGUCCAGCUACAAAAGUAGAUAAUAGAGACUUAGAGAGCAUUUGAAAAGUAUUAAUAGCAUGUUUAAAUUUUGAGUGAUCCAUUAAUUUAGGCUCCUACUCUGUGUGACUCUCUUUAGAUUUAAGACUAAAUAUCCUUUUUAGCUUUUAA
Messenger RNA from Arachis duranensis, 2068 nucleotides. RefSeq lists its product as uncharacterized. The record is from RefSeq and is a predicted model, not a curated record. Gene Ontology annotation, biological process: protein transport. The transcript has 6 exons. NCBI's taxonomy places the organism in Eukaryota, Viridiplantae, Streptophyta, Magnoliopsida, Fabales, Fabaceae. The coding region runs from base 143 to 1963 and encodes 606 amino acids.